Molecule: messenger RNA, 975 nt
Organism: Prosopis cineraria
Lineage: Eukaryota; Viridiplantae; Streptophyta; Magnoliopsida; Fabales; Fabaceae
Product: TMV resistance protein N-like
Exons: 2
Biological process (GO): defense response; signal transduction
Molecular function (GO): ADP binding
Source: RefSeq, a predicted model, not a curated record
AUGGCCAUUGCCAUAUUUUCUAAAAACUAUGCUUCCUCAACAUUUUGCCUCGAUGAACUUGUUAAGAUACAUCAGUGUGUUAAGGGAAAGAAUCGGAUGGUUUUGCCAUUUUUUUAUGAUGUUGAGCCUUUAGAAGUGCGGCAUCAAAAGGGGCCUUAUGAACAGGCAUUAGUUAUGCAUACUGAUGAGGAGAAGACACAAAAUUGGAGGCUUGCGUUACAUGAAAUAGCUAAUAUUUCAGGCUUCCAUUAUGAUUCCAGGAGACAUGAGUAUGAAUACAAGUUCAUUGGGAGGAUUGUGAAAGAAAUUUCUCGUAAAAUUGAAAGGGUUCCUCUAUAUGUUGAACACCCUGUUAGAUUAGACUCUCGAGUGUCAAAAGUAAACUCUCUACUACAAAUUGGGUUAGAUGACAAUGUCAACAUGGUAGGAAUUUGUGGAAUUGGAGGAUUGGGUAAAACAACAAUAGCGAAUGCUGUGCGUAAUUCAAUUGCUGAUAAUUUUGAGAGCAUAUGCUUUCUCAAUGACAUCAAAGAAAACUCAAUGAAACUCGGCUUACAAGGAUUGCAAGAGACAAUGCUUUUGGAUAUUCUUGGAGAGAACAUCAAAAUACAAAAUUCCAACAAAGGAGUUGAAGUCAUAAAAAUGAGACUCAAACAAAAGAAACUCCUUUUGAUUCUUGAUGAUGUUGACAAAGAUGAGCAAUUACAAAAAUUAGCUGGUCAUUGCAACUGGUUUGGUGAUGGGAGUAGGAUCAUUAUAGUGACAAGGGAUAGACAUUUACUUCAAAGACAUGGGGUUGAAAGAAUAUAUGACAUGGAGUUAUUCAAUGACGAAGAAUCUCUUGAAUUGUUGGGUUGGAAUGCCUUUAAAGGUAACCAAGUUGAAUCAAGUUACAAGGAGGUUAUGUCAAGUGCUAUAUCUUAUGCACAAGGUCUUCCACUAGCCCUUACAGUAGUUGGUACCCAAUUCUAUGGU